This is a messenger RNA of Papilio machaon (common yellow swallowtail), 1941 nucleotides long. Its product is annotated as potassium channel subfamily K member 9-like. Gene Ontology annotation, molecular function: potassium ion leak channel activity. The coding region runs from base 148 to 1887 and encodes 579 amino acids. Gene Ontology annotation, biological process: potassium ion transmembrane transport; stabilization of membrane potential. Lineage: Eukaryota; Metazoa; Arthropoda; Insecta; Lepidoptera; Papilionidae. Gene Ontology annotation, cellular component: membrane. The record is from RefSeq and is a predicted model, not a curated record. The transcript has 8 exons.
AAUGAUUCAGAAAUCUGAUCUUCAUUGAUGAUAAACUAUAAGAAUGGUAACUUAGAGAUAGGACUAAACAAUAUGAGGUUGUGGGGCUGAAUCUGUGGAGGAAGGUAACAGGAGUCCAGGCUCUAGGGUCCAAGUGACUCGGCAGUGAUGAAGAAGCAAAAUGUUCGCACCCUAUCGUUAAUUGUGUGCACAUUUACUUAUCUGCUGAUUGGUGCUGCUGUUUUCGAUGCUUUGGAGUCAGCUACUGAGAAAAAUAGAUUUGAUGUCCUACAAGCGAUAGAGGGUAUGUUGAUAAGGAAAUAUAACUUCACUGAAGAAGACUUCAGAGUGAUGGAAAUGGUGGUGCUCAAGUCUGAGCCGCAUAAAGCUGGACAACAGUGGAAGUUCACUGGUGCAUUUUACUAUGCAACCACAGUACUUACUACUAUUGGCUAUGGACACUCCACUCCUGCGACCAUUGGUGGUAAGCUGUUCACAAUGUUCUAUGCAAUAGUUGGCAUACCACUUGGUCUGAUCAUGUUCCAGAGCAUCGGUGAGAGAGUCAACAGACUUAGUAGUGUUAUAAUAAAAGCAUUGAAGAGGGCGCUGGACUGCAAACAAACGACAGCAUCAGAAGUGGACCUGAUCUGUGUGGUGACCACACUUUCCUCGCUGACCAUCGCUGGUGGUGCGGCUGCAUUCUCCAAGUUUGAAGGAUGGAGUUAUUUUGAUAGUGUAUACUACUGCUUUAUAACACUAACUACUAUUGGUUUUGGUGACAUGGUGGCUCUACAAAAAGACAACGCAUUGAAUCGCAAACCGUCGUAUGUGAUGUUCGCGUUGAUCUUCAUACUGUUUGGUCUGGCUAUUGUGGCCGCUUGUCUCAACCUGCUCGUGCUGCGCUUUGUCACAAUGAACACUGAGGAUGAGAAGAGAGAUCAACAGCAAGCGGAACAGGCGCAGCAAGUUGCAGUGAGGCUGGAGGGUGAUGUGAUAACAGCAGAUGGUGCGGUGCUGCGGGGAGUCGCACGAGGCACAAGACUGCCUGCUGCACCACACAGGGAUAGACCAGGUGAUACGUCUUUGAUACCGCUGUAUAUAGAUGAGGAUUACGCACCGAGCGUUUGUAGCUGUUCUUGUAACUGUUUUGCUCCAAACAAAUCUAUACAAUAUAGAGAUCCACUAUCACCUGUUCCACCAACAAACAUAAAGCAUAUAAAAUCCAAAAACUACCGAGAAUUGGGCGGAUUACCUCGAUACAUAGAGAAGUCAUCAUCUAAGAACAGAUCUCAAACUUUACGUCUAAAUUCAGCAUCCGGUUAUCUUUAUAUGAACGCGAGGAAUGACUUCACAUUAGAUCCGGAGGAUUUUAGAGAAAUGGUCGCAAAAAGACGGGAACAAUUAAGACGGGGAGUUAUGAUGUAUGAAAUGAGAUGUAACGAAGAACAAUACCUGAAUCCAUACAGAAACAGUCUCAGCACCAGAAUGGAGACAAGUCCUCAUAGUUCCUCGCUCUAUUCCAUGAAUAUAAGAUCAGAUAAUCGAAGCAACGAUCCAUUAGUUGAUGAUUAUGAUUCAGAGAAAUCUAGUUACGCAAGAAAGAAGCUGAUGAAGAACAUAGCAAGAAAUACAAGCAACAAACGUGUAGAAAAUUACUUCUACGAUGACGCUGUUCUACAUUUCGAUGACGAAUACGCUUUCGAUGGAUCGAUAUUGUUCGCGAAACGAAGAAAAUCGAUUGAACCGAAUUGGGACGAAUUCGCAUGUGUUAUGCCAAAAAAUCCGGCUUACGAGGACCAAAUCUCAAAUGACGGUAGUUGUGGUUACUAUCUACCAGAUGAUGAUCAACAAUACUUCGUUAAUGACACCCUGACCUUUAACAUGCCACCACAUAGAGCUAGCAUAUAGUUUAAGUGCCAAAGACUUUGCCAAACUAUAGUUUUAGUGUUACUAACAUAAACG